GUCCUAACUGUGGCCAUUUUACACUCGAGAUCCACAAGAAAUAAAACUCGCUUCUCACCCGGAUUUCAAACUGACAUGUAACGAGCUGUCCUCGGUUACAUGUGACGCUGGUACGUGUUUCUACGAACGGACACACAAACGCAGUCGUUGUGUUUUGCAGCGGCCGACAUCCUUUCGGCGGCAGCGUCUUCGCUCGGACUAGCUAGCUCAGAUUGAAACGGACAGACACUAGGACCAAAGUCAGUUGGUUUGACAUGGACUAUAAGAGGAGCAGGAGCGGGCGAGGAGACCGCACAGGUCGCUAUGGCAACACCCACAAUGACCACAACUUUCGGGACAUGGACUACAGAGGCUAUGGCCAAGAGGAUGAGGAGGCGGGAGAGGGAUAUGAUGGCAGACCAGAGGGGGACAGACCGUUUGGCCUUGAUGAGCAAUCACUGGGUGCCCCCGACUUCUCACCGGGUCAUCUUCAACACCGCCCGGGGUUUCACAAGAGAGGAGAGGGCAGAGGGGACAUUGUGCAUGAGAGGGAAAGGCUCCCGUGGCCCCCUUGCUCUCAGUCGCAGCCCGAUCUAGCCCUUCCCAUGCUGCAGAGAGACGAGGAAGGGUCCAGGCGGGAGUUUGAGCAGUUACAGCCCAGCCUGCAGGAGAAGGGUCGAGGGAAAGGUGUAAGAGGCUUCCCUGAGAAUAGUGCCCAUUACUCGGGGAGCAAGGAGGGCAACUGGGGUCGUGUCGGUGCCCAUUCUGAAAAAAUGGAUUACAAUACAGCGAGGCAGAGAGAGGAAGACAGGUUCUCUCGUGGGGCGGUGAAGAGGAGGGCUUUUCCAGUGGGGUCAGAGGAGCUUGGUUGUGGGAGCAUUGGUUCAGACCUGUGCCUUGACGAGUUGGAUCAGAGGGACCAGGACUACCGUGCAGAUCUUGACCACAACCAGAGGCCCAGCAACAUCAUAAUGCUUCGCAUGCUUCCACCCAAUAUCACAGCCAAUGAGAUCCGGGCACAACUCCAGGAGCAGGGGAUUCAGCCAAGAGAGGUUCGCCUUAUGAGGAACAAAUCUUCAGGUCAGAGCCGAGGAUUCGCCUUCGUCGAGUUUAAUCUCAUACAGGAGGCCACCCGCUGGAUGGAGACCAACCAGGGAGUGCUGGCGAUUCUGGGACAGAGGGUGUCGAUGCACUUCAGCGACCCAAAACCACGUGCCAACGAGGACUGGCUCUGCAACAAGUGUGGUGUGCAGAACUUUAAAAGGAGAGAAAAGUGCUUCAAGUGCAGUGUUCCUAAAUCAGAGGGUGAGCUGAAGUUGCCCCAGUUGCAGACGGAUUUGCCUAUUGGACUUGAAAAGGACAGAGCCCAAGGUUUGCUGCCCUUGCCAGCACCCUACCACUCCUCUGGUCCUACUGUCACUCCAGGACUGGCAACACAGCAGGCAGAUGUUGCCAAUGAUACUCUGAUCCUUAGAAACCUCGGUCCUCACACUUCAGUGGAAGCCAUUUUAUCGGCUUUGGCUCCAUUCGCUACACUCUCCCCUUCCAAUAUUCGCCUAAUCAAGGACAAGCACACGCAGCUCAACAGGGGGUUUGCCUUUCUACAGCUUUCUACCAUAGUGGUGAGAAACUCAAGUUUUUCUGAGGCAUCUCAGCUGCUCCAGAUCUUACAGGCUCUCCAGCCAGCUCUCACUAUUGAAGGGAAGCCAAUUUUGGUGGAGUUUGCCAAAGGCUCCAAACGUGACGUGUUCCUGACUGAUGGAAGCAGAGUGAGUGCUGCUACAGUGGCCAGCACAGCUAUCGCUGCUGCACAGUGGGCUGUCACACAGACUGCACCGAAUGGAUCCAGUGGAAGUCAGAGUAUAGAUACAGCCGUUUAUCAACAGGGGGCAGCAGUAACAUACAAUCGGGAGAGGCAUGAUUUCUCUGGACCAGAUGGCACAAGUUUCAAGGCCCAGGCAGAUACCAGGGUUCCUUCUUUGCCCGGUGCAGGUGCAGCCCUGGUGGCGGCAUACAGAGGAGGAGCUGCCCCAGCUACCAUUUCUGAGGCAGUGACAUCGGGAUCACAGGUGGUGCAGCAGCCUCUCAGUCAUACGCAAACUGCUCUUACCACCACAGCUGCUGCCAUAACAGCCACACAGGUUGAGAUAGUGGGAAAACCACAGCCAGCUGCUCCCAGCCAACCUUCUACCCCAGGCACUGAACACGAACUCCAGCAAUAUCCCGUGCCAGACGUGUCCACAUACCAGUAUGAUGAAAGCUCUGGCUACUAUUACGACCCACUCACAGGCCUCUACUAUGAUCCUUCCUCCCAGUACUAUUACAACCCUCACUCUCAGCGGUACAUGUACUGGGAUGGAGACAAACGCACCUACAUUCCCGCCAGCCAGUCAACAGCUGACGGCGCUUCCAUGAGCGAAGGCGCCGCCCCAUCGGAGUCACUGUUUGCUUCUCCUGGUGGCAAGGAGAAAAAAGACAGGCCCAAGAGUAAAACCGCUCAGCAGAUUGCCAAAGAUAUGGAGCGCUGGGCUAAGAGUCUCAACCGACACAAGGAGAACAUGCGUUCUGUGUCCUCCUCCCCCGCCGUCGGCUCUACAACUUUGCCUCCUGGUUUCACCAGGGCACCCGGCCACAGUCGCCUAGACGACCGUCGAGAGUCUGCCAGUGCGGAUGCAGGCUAUGCUGUUCUGGAGAAAAAGGGGGCCCUGUCUGAACGGCCUCAGAUGUUUCUGGACCAGAUCCGGCAAAGUACAGAAAGUUCCCCUCCACAGCUGCAGGGUCUGGUCCCGGCCUACAGCGGAGAAACGGACAGCGAUGAAGAAGGAGGCGACAAAGAUGAGAAGGAGGGGAAAAUGACGGACUGGGUUAAACUGGCCUGUCUGCUGUGUAGGAGACAGUUCCCCAGUAAGGAGGCCCUCAUCAGGCACCAGCAGCUCUCUGAGCUACAUAAGCAAAACUUGGAGCAGAGACGAACCCAGGUGGAAGCUGCAGGCAGAGAGAAAUUUCUGGAUGGACCUGAACCUCCUGUUCUUAAGAAGAGGAAGUUUAGCCCCAUUGAUGGGAUCAUGGGCAGCACUCUUGGUGCCAGGAUGCUGCAGGGAGGUGUGAAAAAGGGGCUGCUAUUUCGCAAUAUGCAAGUGGAGUGAGCUCUCACCUUAAAUCCUCGACAUCUUGACCCAGACAGGACGAGGACAAAGCCCAGCACGCAACACUUCACGAUUAUCGUCAUAUAGAUAAACCUCUUCAUUUUGGUUUGACUUUACAGUUACCUCAAAAGUGAUAAUGCGCGCAUAUGAACUGAUCCUGUAGCAAUGGAUGUCAGGAUAUUGCACAGUAUGCACCUUUUUUUUUUUUUGCUUUCUUCCUGUAUGAUGCAGUCUUGCGUUCUCUCUUGCUUCAGAGCUUGUGUCUGAUAAACAAGCCUUAUGUGGUUGGGAAACAUUUGCUGUUGAAAAGUGAAAGAUCCGUGUGGAUCUUUGUGGCAGCAAAUGGGAUUUUUCUAAUAUUACUGUCUAUGCACCAUAGAUUUUUUUUUUUUAUUUAAUGAUAAAUGCCUUACCAUUCAGUGAAUGACUGAUCUGGGCAUGAACUGUGUAUACAUUCUAUAAUGAGCACUUUUAUAUCACAAGUGGGAGCUAAGAGACUGAGGCCCCUCGAAAUGGACAGGGUCCCACUAACACUAGCGUGUGUCAUUUUGUCAAAUUACAGGUGUGAAUUCCCAAUGUAAAUACAUGCUUAUCUCUGGAGAAAAUUAUUUUUUAUGUCUAUUUGUUUCAAUCACCUGUUUCAUCAAGCUCAUGUAAAUGAAUUAAGAAUCA
This is a messenger RNA of Scophthalmus maximus (turbot), 3797 nucleotides long. It is a transcript of the gene rbm10, whose product is annotated as RNA binding motif protein 10. Gene Ontology annotation, cellular component: nucleus. The record is from RefSeq and is a predicted model, not a curated record. Lineage: Eukaryota; Metazoa; Chordata; Actinopteri; Pleuronectiformes; Scophthalmidae. The coding region runs from base 255 to 3125 and encodes 956 amino acids. Gene Ontology annotation, biological process: mRNA splicing, via spliceosome. The transcript has 23 exons. Gene Ontology annotation, molecular function: RNA binding.